GGGCUCGUGCCCGGGAGUCCAUGUGGGCGCCGGCGCGGCGCGGAGCAGCGCCGUGUCGCCAUGGCGGAGCUGCAGCAGCUCCGGGUGCAGGAGGCGGUGGACUCUAUGGUGAAGAGUCUGGAGAGAGAGAACAUCCGGAAGAUGCAGGGCCUCAUGUUCCGGUGCAGCGCCGGCUGUUGUGAGGACAGCCAGGCGUCCAUGCAGCAAGUGCACCAGUGCAUUGAGCGCUGCCAUGCACCUCUGGCUCAAGCCCAGGCCCUGGUGACCAGCGAGUUGGAGAAGUUCCAGGACCGCCUGGCCCGGUGCACUAUGCAUUGCAACGACAAAGCCAAAGAUUCAAUUGAUGCAGGGAGUAAAGAGCUUCAGGUGAAGCGGCAGCUGGAGCGUUGCGUAACCACGUGUGUGGAUGACCACAUGAACCUCAUCCCAACCAUGAUCAAGAAGAUGAAAGAGUCUCUGUCAUCCAUUGGGAAAUAGAUGUCUGCUAUUGGCCAUCGGGGCUGAAGGCAGGAGUCUAUUUAAAAAGAGAAAUGGGGAUUUGGGUUUUCUAAGGAAAGUUUAUGAAUGAGGAAAUUAAGGAUGACAGCAAGUUUAAGGCCUACAUCACUUGCCUCUGGACACUGGUUCCUUUGUGUUUGAAACCUAGAAAGUGAAAAAACCUGGUGCUAAAAUUGGGGUCAGAGAUAGCACAGGAGAGUUUCUGUGAGCCUGAAUUUCAUGUGGCAAGUGCUUAUCCUGGCAACAGGGAGUCUCCCUUGUACCAAACCAGAGCCCUCCAAGGUACCAGAUUCUCUUAGUACACAGAUACCAACAGGCUGGCAGGUUCAUCUGACCUGCUUAUGAGCUGGUGGAGUGUGAGGAGAGGUGUUUCUGUUUGUUGUCAACCUCCUGUUUACCAGAAGGAUCACUACAACAUUUCCCACAAACUGGAAAUAAAACAAAAUCCAUGAGGUCACUAAUUUAGAAGGGGAAA
This is a messenger RNA of Mesoplodon densirostris (Blainville's beaked whale), 973 nucleotides long. RefSeq names its product protein FAM136A-like. Gene Ontology annotation, cellular component: cytoplasm. NCBI's taxonomy places the organism in Eukaryota, Metazoa, Chordata, Mammalia, Artiodactyla, Ziphiidae. The record is from RefSeq and is a predicted model, not a curated record. The transcript has a single exon. The coding region runs from base 61 to 477 and encodes 138 amino acids.